UUUCUUUAACGUGAUUACUUCAGGCAUAUCUCAGAGCCUGUUUGAAUAAGUUUAAAAAGACUGCACUUCCGCUAACUUUGGAGUUUAUCACGGCAAUCUCAUUUCCGAAACAGCGGUGUAGGGUUUGCGGAGAUCAAAUCCACACUAUCUUUGGCCGAGAGAGUGUUAGCUUUAGGACUAAGAUACGAGUAAGCCCGGCGUUAAGAAUAAUAAAUUAAAUGCAAUAAGAUAUAUUCUUUUUAAAGGAGUAACCCUAAAAUUUUACUUGCUUCAUUUCCACUUUAUUUACUUUUAAUAAACCCCUGGCUUCAUUUUCCAAUUGGGUGGACAAGAGUCUCACGCGUCAGUUGUUUGUUUUGCUGCAGUUGUUUACCUCCCUAAUUUUAAAAUCGUCCACUUUGUCAACGGUAUCUUGGUGUUAAAGUGCCGUUUUCUGACAAGUUAACCCGGCGGUCGGAUGUGUUCUCGUAUUUGCAUCUAGCAUGAUGAAAACACAACAGAGAUACCCCUGACAAUCUGUUUUCUGGUAGCGAAUCAACCGUUCCGCAAGAUGAGUGUUUGAGCGGCUAAAGGGGGGUUUGCAACAAAAAGGAAAAUUCAACCAUCGCUUCUUAUACUCAUUCGAAAUCUCAGCUCCUCUUAUCUGUAAAUGUGAGUAACCCAUCCAUAUUGGUCAAUGAAUUUCACAGCUACAAACAGUUCUCGAUUUGAGUCCGGCGUGGUUUCCACCACAUCAUCAACAUUGGUUUUCUACAGUGUGUGCCUAUGUGUUAGUGCCUUCGGAGUCAUCGGGAAUGGAUGCGUUAUCUGGCUCAUCACAACUAGGCCAUCGCUGCGGAAUACAACCAACCGACUAAUACUCUCUCUAUCGGUGGCGGAUUUCCUAGUAAGCUUGUGUAUGGCCCCAGCCAGCAUGACUUGCCAUUUUCUGCAAUGUAACCAGGUGUUCUUGGGUAUUGUACACGAAAUGAUGCUUUACUGGUCUGUGAAUAAUCUGUGUGGAGUUACCAUCGAGCGUUACAUAAGCAUUUGCCACCCUCUUAAAUACCCGAUUCUCAUGGCGAAAUCGCGAUCAUUAAUUCUCAUAGCUGGAUGCUGGUUGAUUCCACUGGUGUCCUUUGCCUUGCACUUUCUGUGGUUCUUCUCGGAGUCUUCAAUGUUCUGGUUUAAAAGUUUCACCGCAGUUGAGACGAUUCUUAUGGUCGGAUUGCCUUGUCUUACUUUGGUUAUUCUUUAUGUGAGGAUAUUCAUCGUGGCCCGAAGAUUACAAAAACAGACAGCAAUACAACUAGAAAUUGUUAACUUUAAUGAUGAUUCAUUUGUAAGCGGAAAUCGGAUGAGUAACAAUGAGGUGCGUGUAACUAAAAGCGAAAGUUUAUCAAGCCCAAGUAACUCUUAUAGCCAAGCUUUUAAAUCGAAUAAUUCAAGAGAAGAAGAAAGUCUAGAUCCGAAAAAAUCUUCUGGUACUGAGAAUAAGUCUUUCGAAACUGUCAAAGGUAGUGAAUCUAGGUCGAAGGAAACACCUGCUGUCACGGCAAACAUAAAAGAACUGAGAACGCAAAUCCAAGACAGGAAUUCAAUCAAUUUACACAAGGUUUCAUCCAUCAUAUCCAAGGUUGGAACAGCACACGUUGAAUCAAAAGGCGGCGAAACAAGCCACGAUAAGGCCUACCUCUCCAAAUUAGGAUGUACGAAGUCCGACCAUCUGAACAGCGGUGACGCCAAUGCCGAUGAUAUUCAGAAGCCGUCUAGACAGCAGAAAGGCGCCGCUGUAAAUAUAAGUAGUGUAGGUGGUGUUAGUGAGGCUUGUACUUUAAAUGCCAUUGAAAAUUUCCAUGCAGACGAACACAACACUGACUUUAAUGCGCUCUCUUAUCAAGUGACCAAUGGAGUGGACGUAGUUAGCCUAAGGAGAAUCCGAGAGAAGAACAGGAAACUAGAAGAUAAGGAACCUCACCAUAAGAAGCACGAUUUAUCCCCGAGUGAUGUUAUACGUUCUAAACAGGGUGGUUUAUUACCAGCAAGAAGCAAGCCAAGAAGGCGAUUGGACAAGUUUAAGCAAAUAUUUCGCAUUCCUGGCCGUUCCGGAGUCGCAGCUAUUGGUUCUGUCAUAGCGAUAUUUAUCCUAUGCUGGAGCGUUGCCUUAUAUGGGUCUUUCUGUUAUUACUAUAAUGCAUGCUUACUGACCAGGUCGUUACAGAGGGCUAUAUACUUACUGUGGCAAAUUAACAGUGCUGUUAAUCCUUUAGUGUAUGCUUUACUAAAAACAGACAUGCGCCGGGAAUUACUUAAACUCUGCAACUGUUGGCAGUAACAUCGGACACCAAGAGGCAAUAGUUCAGUAAUUUUCUUCCAAUUUUGUUGGCAACUGACAAUAUUCAUACUAGGGAUAUAAUAUAAAACUGUGCACAAAA
Nematostella vectensis (starlet sea anemone) is the source of this 2414-nucleotide messenger RNA. RefSeq names its product probable G-protein coupled receptor 101. NCBI's taxonomy places the organism in Eukaryota, Metazoa, Cnidaria, Anthozoa, Actiniaria, Edwardsiidae. Gene Ontology annotation, molecular function: G protein-coupled receptor activity. Bases 677 to 2314 code for a protein of 545 amino acids. The transcript has a single exon. The record is from RefSeq and is a predicted model, not a curated record. Gene Ontology annotation, cellular component: membrane. Gene Ontology annotation, biological process: G protein-coupled receptor signaling pathway.